Messenger RNA from Pristis pectinata (smalltooth sawfish), 4373 nucleotides. RefSeq names its product glucosamine-6-phosphate deaminase 2 (gene gnpda2). The record is from RefSeq and is a predicted model, not a curated record. The transcript is spliced from 7 exons. Gene Ontology annotation, cellular component: cytoplasm. Gene Ontology annotation, biological process: carbohydrate metabolic process; N-acetylglucosamine catabolic process; N-acetylneuraminate catabolic process. Gene Ontology annotation, molecular function: glucosamine-6-phosphate deaminase activity; identical protein binding. The coding region runs from base 165 to 998 and encodes 277 amino acids. Lineage: Eukaryota; Metazoa; Chordata; Chondrichthyes; Rhinopristiformes; Pristidae.
ACCGCCGGAGGUGACGUCAGCUCGGCCCGCGGUUGCCAUUGGUCGAGGGCCGACGGGUGAUCAUGUGACCGGGCUCAUCUCGUGAUCCAGGUGCCCCGAGCGGCCGGAGAUUGAACUAAGAUUGACUAUCUUUCCCUGAAGAGAAAAAGAGAUUAUUCAUUACAAUGCGUUUGGUUAUUCUUGAAAACUAUGACAAGGCCAGUGAAUGGGCAGCCAGUUACAUCAGCAAUUCCAUUGUUCAAUUCAAGCCAGGCCCAGGUCGAUACUUUACUUUGGGUUUGCCUACAGGGAGCACACCUGCUGGAUGUUAUAAAAAGCUGAUUGAAUAUUAUGAAAAUGGCUAUCUCUCAUUUAAAUAUGUGAAGACGUUUAACAUGGAUGAAUAUGUUGCACUUCCAAGGGAUCAUCCAGAAAGUUACCAUUCCUAUAUGUGGAAUACCUUUUUUAAACACAUUGAUAUAGAUCCGAACAAUGCUCAUAUUCUUGAUGGUAAUGCACCAGAUCUGCAGGCAGAGUGUGAUGCAUUUGAACAGAAGAUUUCUGAUGCUGGAGGAAUUCAGCUCUUUGUUGGAGGCAUUGGCCCUGAUGGACAUAUCGCUUUCAAUGAACCCGGGUCUAGCCUGGUGUCAAGAACGAGGGUGAAAACGUUAGCCAAAGAGACCAUUCUUGCCAAUGCCAGGUUUUUUGAUGGCGAUCUAUCAAAAGUACCUACCAUGGCAUUAACUGUUGGUGUCGGAACAGUGAUGGAUGCUAAAGAGGUAAUGAUUCUCAUCACAGGAGCGCACAAAGCAUUUGCAUUGUACAAGGCAAUAGAAGAAGGUGUCAAUCAUAUGUGGACCGUUUCUGCUUUCCAGCAGCAUCCACGUACAACAUUUGUUUGUGAUGAGGAUGCUACUUUGGAGCUUAAAGUUAAAACUGUGAAAUAUUUCCAAGGUUUAAUGCAUGUUCAUAAUAAACUCGUGGAGCCAUUGCACAGUAUGAAAAGUUACAACGACUGAAGAAAGUGAAAAGAGAGGAAACUUCCCAUAAUUGUUCAACUGACUGGAACUUGAAAAAGGCAUUGCUAAGUUGAAUUCUAUGCAACUUUUUUUUUAUAUAUUGACAAAUUAAUGGAAAUUAAGCAAAGUGGUUGCAGUGAAGUAAUUUAGAAAUUGCUCUUGGGUAUUCAAAAUUUCUCUUUUGCUUUUUGACUGAGUAUUUUUGGUACUCCAAAGGUCAUCAACCAUGAAUGUUUAACUGUUUAUAAUGAACUCUUACAAAGAAUAAGUUUAAGGAAAAAAACAAGGAUAUGGGAGUUGUCUACAGUCCCAGAGUUACGUAAAGGUUCAGUUUCCGAGAACUAUCCGCAAGUCAAGAACAUCUGUAUACACUUCCUAUAAUUUCAUUUAAUUGGAUACCGUCUAUGUUCAAUCUAACACUAUCCAUAAAUAAUGAAAUGUGUAUUGCAUCCAGUUAAUACCACAAAAUAUUUUGAUACAGGCUAACAAUGCAUUCACUUCUGAAUGUCGACUGAGAUCAUAAGCAAUCAAAUUGUAAUUGUGUUAAAUAAAAAGAGUACAGUAGGUAACUCAUGAAGUAAAUGGAAUUGUGGAGGUGGGGAAGGCGCAGGCUGUCUUCCUUAAAAUGACUGGAUAGAGGCCUCCUCCUAUAACAGGCCAGUGUCUCGUCCAUUUCUCUACUCACUUUAAAGAAUCAUGAAGAAUUGGGGUCCAUUUCUCAAACCAUGCCAUUGCUGAUGCAAUCUGAAAGUUCAGCUCCAUGAGACACGCAACAUUGAUUUCCAGCUCAAGCUGUUUGGCAAGCUUCACAAUUUUAUCUACCCCCUCCAUGUAAGUUUUAUCUUUCUGGAAACCUUUCAAAGCCUUGUACAAUCUGGGGGCACAGCUUAUUCCUUGCCCCUUUCAAACAAGUUUCAGUAACCUCUACCCAUGCUUUAUCAGUGUUUUGGAUACCUUGAUAAAAGUUGUAAGAUUUCCAAAUACCACAUAAAGUUUUACCAGUCUCUCUCUGUGGCAUCUAAUGCGUGAGGAAAGAUCCUGCUCAGAUGAUGGACUUGGAAAAUUUGCAAUGGCCUCCCUGGUCCAUGGGUUGGACGAGUGAAGUUGUGUUUUGUGGGAGAAAUAUAACUUUUACAUUCACAUGACAAUCGUAAAUGUGUGGGAUAGCCAGGACCAUUAUUAACCACAAGCAAAAUCUUGAAUGGGAUACCCUUGUCUCUGCAGUAUUUUUCCACUUCAGGAGUAGUCAAUUCCUGAACCAACCCUCAAAUUGCUAAUGUCACCCAAGCCUUUGCAUUUGCACAGAAGUAAAUUGGAAAGGUCACUUUACUGAUGCCCUUAAAUGCUCAUGGGUUUUCCAAAUGAUACAUAAGCAGUAGUUUCAGUCUGUGAGCUCUGGCUGCAUUAGUCCCAAGUAUAUGCUGAUCUUUUGCAGCCUUAAAACCAGGCAUCUUUUUCCUCUUUGGAAAGGUAUGUUCUGUCUGGCAUUUUUUUUCCUGAAAAGUCCUGUCUCAUUGAUGUUAAAGAUUUGCUAUGCCAUGUAACCACCUUUAAUGUAUUUCUUUUAGACAUACCAGAAAACAAUUCCACUGCUUUCCUAUCACUGGCAGCCUUGCUACACAUUUUCGUGUUAGAAAAUCAGCACAAGCCUUAAAUCUAUUCAACCAGUCAUGACUAAACACAAAUUUGGUGAUGGGAUCAGCAUGCUUUCAAGUCUUUGGGAAAAACUUCUAGCUUUAUCUUGAAUCACUGUUCGGCUAAGCAGAACACUCAUUUGAAUGAGAUCUUCUAUCCACAAAGUAACUUCACCAUCUCACAGCACCUGAUGGCCACUUUGUUAUCACAAUUGAUUUGAAAGGUGCCAAAACUUUCACAUGUUCCUUGAGACAUUCCCCAUUCUUAAAUCAUUCUCUAUAUUGAGGUAGUGAGACCAAGCUUGUAUGAGAUGGAAGAAAAUCUUUGUCCUCCUUUAUUCUUAAUCUGCUCUAAGUUGAUCACCUUACUCUUGCGAGAAGGUCUUGCAACCACUUUGUCACUUUCCAGUCAUUAUUGCAAUGCAAUUAAGAGUGAUUAUUAUUCUCAAAGUUAUGAGUCAACACUGUGACACUGACAACAUGACUGCAUGUAUACAACGGAUGCUGCUUCCCACCAUAUGCUUCCACUUCUGUAUUCACCUACAUUGCACUAGUUUCCAAUUCUAUAGCUAACUUUCCUAUUUUUAAUUUUUAAAAUUAUGGCUGGAAAAAAUUGCUUAAAGUUGGAUUUCUUUAAGUCAGGUUAUUCAUUACCCAGGGAGCUGCUGUACUUGCAAAGAAUAAUUAUGUUUACAGGAUACUGCACAAAACAUUCCAAAUUUCAAUUACCUCAGUAUUUUUUUCCUUCCAUUCAGUUAUUUAGAAAUUAAAAUGUGCAUACAAAGGACCAAUUUGCUGAAAUAUUUACUAAAGGUUUCCAUUGUUAAGUUGAUAUGGUAUUAACCAUUGCAUCUGUGGAAAUAGUAAAUUAAUUAUACCUUCACCUGCAUCUGCUAACUGAGCUUUAGAAGAAAUGUACUCAAAUUCCAAAUGUUUUGAUUAUUUCACAAUCUAACCAACCCAAGAAAAAAAAUGCAAACUUUUUCAUGCCCCUCUCACCUAUUAAAAGGUGGCACAUUGCACAAUAUUACACAUUGAAAUUAACAAUAACACAAAAGUUACAAUUUUCAUGUAUAGCUAAGUGGAUUACAGAAUAUAUCUAUUUUGCAAGCCAAAUGGAAACUACACUGCUCUGAAUUUUAACUUAACAACUUCUGGUAUGGAUUUCCUGUUGUGCUUUUAAUGUUUAUUGUUGCACUGCUCCUUUUGUCCUUUCAUGACAUGGUAUUAACCAAUAGUUUGCUUUCCUGUGUGUAUUUGUAGUACUAGAGUGUGAUUAACGAGACCACCUUGUGUUAUCUUAAUCAUGGUAAUUAGUUGCAGACAAAAGUUAUGUUAAACGUGAUUCUAUUUCUAUCGAUCGGAAAUAUUUAGUAAAUGGCAAUGCUUUAUAAGGAAAUAACGUCAGAAGUAUAAGUAGCUUAAAUGCUUAUUUGCUAAAGUAUUAUGUCAGCAUGGGUAGAUUAUUUCAGAAAUUCUAAUUUAGGAUAUUUCACACAUUUAAGCAUUUAAUUUGAUAGCUGUUUGAUUCCCUAAAGGUGCAUAAAUUGUACAGAAUAGUAAUGCUAUAUAUUUGCUGCAUUAAAUGCUGCUUCAUGAUAUUGUAGAUUUGAAUGUUAAACUUUCAUUUGUAUUUGCAGCUUUUUCUGGAUGUCAGAGUUGUGUAUUAAAACACAGUAGCUUAUCUUUGCCUUAAUCUAAAUGACCUUAACUGAUCUCAAUAAAGGCCUUUCAAUAAUAA